Molecule: messenger RNA, 1107 nt
Organism: Nakaseomyces glabratus
Lineage: Eukaryota; Fungi; Ascomycota; Saccharomycetes; Saccharomycetales; Saccharomycetaceae
Gene: RBG2
Product: Rbg2p
Biological process (GO): cytoplasmic translation
Cellular component (GO): cytoplasm
Molecular function (GO): GTPase activity; GTP binding
Source: RefSeq, a predicted model, not a curated record
AUGGGUAUUAUAGAUAAGAUCAAGGCUAUUGAGGAGGAGAUGGCCCGUACUCAGAAGAACAAGGCCACUGAGCACCACCUUGGUCUUCUGAAGGGUAAGCUUGCUCGUUACAGGCAGCAAUUGCUUGCGGACGAGUCGCAGAGCAGCGGUGGUGGUGGUUCUGGUUUCGAAGUUGCGAAGUCUGGUGACGCGCGGGUGGUUUUGAUCGGUUACCCCUCUGUAGGUAAGUCGUCGCUGCUGGGCAAGAUCACGUCUACAAAGUCUGAGAUUGCGCACUAUGCGUUCACCACGCUGACGUCUGUUCCUGGUGUGCUGAAGUAUGAAGGUGCGGAGAUUCAGAUAGUGGACUUGCCCGGUAUCAUCUAUGGUGCUUCUCAAGGUAAAGGUCGUGGUAGGCAGGUUGUUGCGACGGCGCGGACAGCAGACUUGGUGCUGAUGGUGCUGGAUGCGACGAAGAGCAAGCACCAGAGGGAGUCGCUGGAGAAAGAGCUGGAAGCCGUGGGUAUAAGGCUGAACAAGGAGAAGCCUAACAUAUACUUCAAGAAGAAGGAGACCGGCGGUGUUAAGAUCACGUUCACGUCUCCAUCGCGGACUAACCUGACGGAGCAGGCCAUCAAGCUGAUUCUGCGGGACUAUAGGAUACAUAACGCGGAGGUGCUGGUGAGGGACGAGAAGUGCACGAUCGAUGACUUCAUCGACGUUAUCAACGAGCAGCACAGGAACUACAUCAAGUGUCUGUACGUCUACAACAAGAUAGACUCCGUGUCGCUGGAGGAGGUUGAUAGACUGGCCCGCGAGCCGAACACCGUCGUGAUGUCCUGUGAGAUGGACCUCGGCAUCCAGGACGUGGUGGAAGAGAUAUGGUACCAGCUGAACCUAAGCAGGGUGUACACGAAGAAGCGUGGCUCAAAGCCCAGCUUCGACGACCCACUGGUUGUGAGAAACAACUCUACGGUAGGCGACCUGUGCCACCAAAUACACAGAGACUUCAAGGACAAGUUCAAGUACGCCCUGGUUUGGGGCUCAAGCGCAAAGCACUCCCCGCAGAAAUGUGGUCUGACCCACCGCAUAGACGAUGAAGACGUCAUAUCCUUAUUUACCAAGUAA